AAUUGAUAAGAGUUCCUGUACUGUGUAGCAGCAUUUUUCAUUCAUUUCUCUCAGUAGGUUUCUGAGGCCGAACUCCUGCCUCACCGCCCAAACAGGAAGUGGGUUAAAGUGGUAUGACCUGGGCCAGACCGCAGCUGGAGCAAUGGCCAUGGACCCGUACAACAUAGACGAGUACCACCACUACGAGGGCUCCCUCUUCCCAGCCUCCACCCUCAUCCCCGUCACCUUCAUAUGCAUCCUCAUCUUCAUCGUCGGGGUGACGGGCAACACCAUGACCAUCCUCAUCAUCCAGCACUUCAAGGACAUGAAGACCACCACCAACCUGUACCUGUCCAGCAUGGCCGUCUCCGACCUGAUCAUCUUCCUGUGCCUGCCCUUUGACCUGUACCGCCUGUGGAAGUACGUGCCCUGGCUGUUCGGGGAGGCCGUGUGCCGCUUCUACCACUACAUCUUCGAAGGCUGCACCUCGGCCACCAUCCUCCACAUCACGGCUCUGAGCAUCGAGCGCUACCUGGCCAUCAGCUUCCCCCUCCGGAGCAAGGUGGUGGUGACCAGACGGAGGGUCCAGUACAUCAUCGUGGCGCUGUGGGGUUUCGCUCUGCUCUCUGCGGCGCCCACUCUCUUCCUGGUGGGGGUGGAGUACGACAACGAAACCAACCCCGACUUCAACAUGGGUCAGUGCAAGCACACCAGCAACGCCAUCAGCUCUGGACAGCUGCACAUCAUGCUCUGGGUGUCCACCACCUACUUUUUCUGCCCCAUGUUCUGCCUCGUCUUCCUGUACGGCUCCAUUGGGUGCAAGCUGUGGAAGAGCAAAAGCGACCUGCACGGCCCGUGCACGCUGGCCCGAGAGAGGUCCCACAGGCAGACGGUCAAGAUACUGGUGGUGGUGGUGUUGGCCUUCAUCAUCUGCUGGCUGCCCUACCACAUCGGCAGAAACCUUUUUGCCCAGGUGGAUGACUACGAGACUGCCAUGCUCAGCCAGAACUUCAACAUGGCCUCCAUGGUUCUCUGCUACCUGAGCGCCUCCAUCAACCCUGUUGUCUACAACCUGAUGUCUCGGAAGUACCGGGCUGCAGCCAAACGCCUCUUCCUGCUGCACCAGAGGCCAAGACAAGCCUGCCGCAGCCAGAGACAGCUCUGUGUGAUCGAUCAGAUCUCCUCCCUGAAUGAAAGCUUGACGGGGGUCUGAGCAUGGGAUCAGGGGAGAUGUAAGCCCCAGGGGGGAAGAACCAGUGGAAGGGGAAUGGAGACAACACUGUGCAUCAGUGUUAGAAUCCGCCGUUAAAAACAAACAUAAAGGUACCGAGAAAUUCUGAAACUAUUAAUUUAUAACGUCCUCGUUUUCAUCAUGGACAAACAUACCUGUUGUGUGUUUUCUUGUAAGGGCUUUAAUGUCAGUCGAGUUAAGACUGUUUGUAAUGUCAGUUGAAAUAUCAGUGACUGGAUUUGUUUACUGUAUGCUGAAAACUUGUUGUAAUGUUUGUCUUCAUUUAUCCACAAAAAAAUAAAACGACUACAAUGAGAGUGGUGGAGUGUGUGUGUAUACAUGUUUUUGUACACUUAUGGGGUCCAACGUCUGAUGUGUGUCAUUACGACGAGGACCUUUGUGCUCGUGAGGACAUUUAAGUUUAUCUCAUAACCUAAAAGGGAUUUUUUUAAGUAAAACUUGUGACAUUUUUUUAAGUGUGUCAACAGCAAAUUCUCACAACAAUGGAAAAGAAAACACGCGAGUGUGUGACAGUCAACAGACAUGACAUGCACUUGAUAAAAGCACAUUAGAAUGUAAAUGGGGCACCUGUUGUCUGUGUGUUUUGAUACUGGGGCCACCUGAGCCUGGAGCUUUUGGGGCUGCGUACGUGCUCUGCACCACAUGUAAUCUGAUAUGCCUAUUAUAUUAAAUGGGCUCUGAGUCAGAUUUAUGCUGGCAGCUAAUGUCCCUUUCUGCAUCACCGUACUCAAAGUAAUGGCUUCUCUAAGUGCUUUUCAAAGAAGAACAAAGAUGCGAGGUUGUCAGCAGAAGAGUUCAUUACUUUUACUGUUUCUGCUCCCACUGUUUCUCUGAAACUGCACACUUUUCUGUCUCAUCUGCGCCAUCAGUCAAGGUAAUGUCAGAACUGUUUACUUUAAACCGUGUGAAACAUCCAGAAGAGCAUUUCCAUUAUUUUUUUAUUUUUUUUGUUCUGGGUACACCCCGCAACAGGCUUACGUCUCAUUCUUUAAAAUGUGCCGUCAUUAUUUGGCCCAUGAAUCACCAGACACCGACGUUUGUGGGUGACUCAUCCACUCGACACCUUUUUCACAGAACCAUUCAUCUCCGCACUGGAGGAGCUGAAG
This is a messenger RNA of Oryzias melastigma (Indian medaka), 2337 nucleotides long. RefSeq names its product motilin receptor (gene mlnr). The coding region runs from base 143 to 1192 and encodes 349 amino acids. Gene Ontology annotation, cellular component: plasma membrane. Gene Ontology annotation, molecular function: G protein-coupled peptide receptor activity. Lineage: Eukaryota; Metazoa; Chordata; Actinopteri; Beloniformes; Adrianichthyidae. The transcript is spliced from 2 exons. Gene Ontology annotation, biological process: G protein-coupled receptor signaling pathway. The record is from RefSeq and is a predicted model, not a curated record.